Messenger RNA from Betta splendens (Siamese fighting fish), 8417 nucleotides. It is a transcript of the gene arhgef18b, whose product is annotated as rho/rac guanine nucleotide exchange factor (GEF) 18b. The transcript is spliced from 32 exons. Gene Ontology annotation, molecular function: guanyl-nucleotide exchange factor activity. Gene Ontology annotation, biological process: small GTPase-mediated signal transduction. NCBI's taxonomy places the organism in Eukaryota, Metazoa, Chordata, Actinopteri, Anabantiformes, Osphronemidae. The record is from RefSeq and is a predicted model, not a curated record. Bases 74 to 5272 code for a protein of 1732 amino acids.
AAAAGUUCCACAGAGUUCAGUAGUUGCAUUUGCUGUUGUGUAACACGGUCAGAAACGAGCUGCUGCAUCCUUCAUGUCUCCUCCUCCUCGCCUGCUUUUUCCCUCACUCCAGCUGAGCCUCUUGGGAGGUAAUCCUCACCCAGGGGUGGACUCCCCCUCUCUCUCGCUCUCUCUCCCUCUCCUCCCUCCAUUCCCCCCUCGCUGGAGCUCCGGUCAGAGCUCCACUCCCCGCUGCGCUGCUCCCAUGGCGGACUCCCCGCUCAACAACUCCUGGCCGUCCUUCUCCAGGCUGUGGAUGAGGAGAUGGUCCUUCAAGAGAGCCUCGGAGUGUAAGCCAUGCAGCCGGCCCUGUGGGCCUCCCAGCGCCCGGCCCAGCCUCCAGCCCUGUGCUCCCAGUGGAAGAGGCUCGUCCUCCUCGCCGUCUCCCGCCUCCAUCGCUGAGGACGUCUUCUUCGGUGGUGCCAACGACGACCAGGACACCUGCUCCACAGUGAGUGACUACGACUGCCCCGUGGAGCUGAGCAGCAGCGUGGAGGACCUGCCGGGCCUCAGCCCCUCUCUCAGAGACUCCGAGUACUUCAAAGACCUGGAGGGAGGGAUCCCCGCGUCGCCGUCUCCUGCAUCCACGCUGAGCGCCGUUCCAGAGAGUUCCCCAGCGCUCGGCCCACAGUUGCCUCCACGGACCCCUGUGACCUCGCCGGCCCCUCAUGCUGACGUGCGGCCGCAUCGCUAUUUGCAGCCUGCAGAGGAAGCCUGUCGCAACUUUGUGGUCACUCAGCUCUGUCCCAAGUCACUGCCGGCCUGUAUCAUCGAUAGCGGUGACUCAUCAGACCGCGCACUCGGGCUCAGCUUGACAAUUCAUAUAAAUGGACUGCUGGGCUCAAUGGAGACGGCAACGAAAGCACCAGAGUCCGAGGAAGCGAACCAGCAGACCGCCAUGGAUUUGGACGGAGACAUGGACCAGGACAGCUUUCCCAUCCUGGUCAGAUCCAUGUCGACCUCCCGCAGGCACAGCUGGGGGGUGCCUGUGUCCCCCAUCAACCUGGGCCGAAGGCUGAGCUUGGACACCACGGCCAUGGACAGCGAUGGGGAGCGGGAGGACGACAACGAGGCGCUGAACAACCUCUUCCUGUCCCUCGAGAAAGACACAGCCUGCCCCGGCGAGGAGCCGGACGCGCCCCGGCUCAGGCUGCCGCCGCCCCGCGCCCGGGUCACCAGCAUGGCCGGCGGCGCUCCGGGCAAACAUCUGUAUUCCCGCUCGGACAUCCUCGCCACGGACGCGUGCUCCCGCGCCGCUCACGUCUCCCGCGUGGUGCAGACGUCCAAACGGGCCGCGAGGGCGGCGGGAGCGGAGGAGUUCGACCCCGAGGAAAACCUCCACUCCACCGAAGGCCAGAGUCACAUGCUGAUGGUACAGAAAGUCCUGCAGGAGCUAAAGCUGUACCAUGGAGCGAAGCAGAGGAACACCACACCAGAAGCCAAAGAUUCAGGAAACGUCACCUGGUACGAGUUCCUCUCUAACGAGAAUGAUGAAGAGGAGGAUCGCUCAGAGAAAGUGGAGAAAGGCACCAAGGUGAAGAGGACUCUCAGCUCCCUGAGGAACAGGAUGACCGGCUCCAUCAAUAAAGACAAGGGUAAGAACCGAGAAAAAGAUCAGCAGAGAGAGAAGUGGAAGGAGAAAACGAAAGUGAUCAGGAGAGGCAGCGGCGGCGGCGGCAGCAGCAGCAACGGCCACUGUCUCACACCGUGUGCCUUUUCCAGCUGUGCCACCUGUUCACUGUGCAGCAAGACCCUGCAGAAAAAGCAUAGCCUGCAGUGCAUGAAUUGUGCUGUGAACGUUCAUAAGAGCUGCAAGUCUCUGCUGGGUGAGUGCACCAGCAACAAGAAUAAGAGAGAUUCUUUCCCAAGAGGCAGCUCAUCUAGUUCACCUAAUCUUGCACCAAAAGUACGGGACAGUGAGCAUCAUCAGUCAGGCCCAGGCCUGGAUGGCCACCCAGGUUUUCUCAGCACCCCAGGCAUGACCAUUAGUCAGGGGGCUCUGCCGACUGCUACACAUCCUUCCAACACCACCUCUGCCCCUGGCUCCAGUGGCUCUACCACCCGAUACCACAGCAGCUCAGCAUCCCUUCCUGGGGAGAUGGAUGAGACCGAUGCUCUCCGCUUCAAACGCUGCAAUGAAGACGCAAUCUCCCUCGCUCCCUCCACCACAGACACAAUCUUUGUAGAAGAUGCUCACUACGCAGCAGUGAGAGCUGAUCUAGAGUCUGAUGCACAGGACCUGGAAGCAGAGUCAUGGAGUUUAGCAGCCGAUCAGCAGUAUGUUAAGAAGCACCCAAAGGAAAUGGUGAAAAGGCAGGAUGUGAUAUAUGAGCUGAUGCAAACCGAGAUGCAUCAUGUGCGAACACUGAAGAUAAUGCUGAAUGUGUACGUCCGGGAGUUGAAGGAGAACCUCCAGAUGGACCCAAGCAGGCUGGACUGCCUGUUUCCUCGCUUGGAAAGCCUUCUUGAGCUUCACACCCAUUUCUUGUCUCGCCUUAAAGAGCGGCGACAAGAAAGCCUUGUCUCACCCAAUGACAGGAAUUAUACCAUUAACAGAGUGGCAGACAUUCUUAUUGCACAGUUCUCAGGUGAACUAGGAGAGAGGAUGAAGGACAGCUAUGGAGACUUCUGUAGUCAUCACACUGAGGCUGUGAGCUACUACAAAGAACAGCUGCAAAACAACAAAAAGUUCCACAACAUUAUUCGGAAAAUCAAUAACCUGCCCAUUGUGCGGAGAUUAGGAGUGACUGAGUGUAUCCUGUUGGUGACUCAGCGAAUUACCAAGUAUCCAGUGUUAGUAGAGCGCCUCCUGCACAACAGUGAAGCGGGUACAGGAGAACAUGAGGAUCUGACACGAGCGCUGGCUCUGAUUAAAGACACUAUUGUUCAGGUGGAUACGCUGGUUAACCUCCACGAGAAGACCUCUCGGCUGAAAGACAUACAGAACAAGAUGGAACCAAAAUCACUGGGGAAAAUCAAAGAUGGGCGAGUGUUUCGACGCGAGGACCUGGCACCGGACAGGAGACGGUUGCUUCACGAGGGCACAGUUAAUUGGAAAGCUGCCUCUGGCAGGCUGAAAGAUAUUCUUGCAGUGUUGCUUUCUGAUGUGUUGCUCCUUCUCCAAGAGAAAGAUCAGAGAUAUGUAUUUGCCACAGUGGAUAACAAGCCGUCGGUGAUUUCGCUCCAGAAGCUGAUAGUCAGGGAAGUGGCCCAUGAGGAGAAAGCCAUGUUUCUGAUAUGCGCCUCCUCCAAUGAGCCAGAGAUGUACGAGAUCCACACAGCCUCCAAGGAAGAGCGGAACACGUGGAUGGCACACAUACGACAGGCUGUCGAGAGUUGUCCUCAUACUGAAGAGAGGCUCUUUAGUGAGGAAGAGGAGGCACGAGCUUCCAAGUUCAAAGAAUUUCAAGAACGGCUGAGCCAGAAGGAUGCUGUGAUCAUUCAGGCUCUCACCGAGAAGCUGCAGCUGUUUACAGAAAUAGCAGAGUCUGUGGGAGGUCUGGAGGACACGUCCUCUCGGUCGAGGCUGCUGCUUCGAGGCGACGGCCCAGACCUCCAGCAGGGGGAGACGCUGCUCAAGGGAGCGAUUACCGAGGUGGAAAACCUCCAGAACCUUCUGCAGUCUGGAGUGAGAGAGGAAACUCCAACCCCAAGGCUGGAAGAAGGGAAUGGGUCUGGGGUGUUGCCUCGACGAGCAGAUACGUUUGGGGGCUAUGACAGCAGCCCCACCAUCUUCAGCAAGAAUGGCAGCAUAAAGAAGAACUUCUCUGGCGAGUCCAGAAACAAAGACAGAAGCCAAAGAGCCAGCUCUGACCCCCAACUCAAGGACCUAUCUGGCAGCCACACCCUGGAUCAGACGGUUGAUGAGAGCUGUUGCUCUCCUGCCAGAUGGAACCGCAUCUGGUCCAACUCCUUUCCCGAGGCUGAGUUCUUUGACAGAGUGCUGAUGCUCUCCCAGAGGCUGUAUAGUUUGCAGGCCAUCAUAUCACAGCAGGACAGUCACAUCGAGCUGCAGCGGGCCUCUUUGACAGAGCGAGCGGGGCUACCCAGCCGGCACAGGGGCAAUGUCCUCCUGGAGCAGGAGAAGCAACGGACUCUGGCUCUGCAAAGAGAGGAGCUGGCGAAUUUCCACAAGUUACAGUCUCAACACCGGCAGGAGCAGCAGCGCUGGGAAAGGGAGCGAGAGAGACACCGUCAGCAAGUAGAGGCCACCGAGGCCCGGCUUCGACAAAGAGAGGAGGAAUGCCGGCGGCUGGAGGAGAAUCUGGCUAAAGAGAGGGACGAGCUGGAAAUUCAGAGAGAGAAGUACCAGCAGGACCUAGAAAGGCUGAGAGAGUCUACAAGAGCAGUGGAGAAGGAGAAAGAACGCCUGGAACACCAGAAGAAGAUCAAAAGGAAAACUAUUGAGGUGGCUCCUAUGUCUGGGAGCCUGAAUGGGGAACUCCUCUUGUCCUCGGGCCUCAGCAGCUCCUCCAGUGUGUCUGACCUGCCCCUGCCGCUGCCCCAGAAGCCGCUGGUGCGCUCCAGCCUGUCCGUGGCACCUGCCGACUUCUCGGAACGUCCCGAGGUGCUGCUGCGCCGCGACACGGUGGGGCCCUCCACGCUUCCUCUGAAGACCGACGUGCCCCUCCAUCUGUUCAGCACCACUAACCAGCAGCACAAGGCAGUAGGGGUGCAGCAGCAGAUCCCCACUAAACUGGCUGCCUUGAGCAGUGGCAAAGGGAAAGCGGGCAAGAGCGGCAAGGCCUCACAUCGCACCGACAGCACAGCCUCAGUAGAUAUGAAGCAGAUGCUGCCUCUGAAGCUGUCCACCCAAGACGACAGCACCGUCAAAGCCAAGCGCUCCAUCAGCCCCCACCAGCAGCUCAUGCAUCCCCCUCAGCCUCACUCCUUGCAUCACCAAGCAGAUCUACUCAGUCCUCCAGACAGCACUGGACCAGACACCCAAUCCACCUCCUCCAUCAACACCUCCCAUCACGCAAGUAUUCAGAGGCCUCCCAUGCCUCCUGCACAUUCCCAUACUCAGGCGCCUGUGCAGCCUCCCAGUAUGCCUCCGCACUCCCAGAGCACUGGGGCGCUCCACUUCCAGUCCCACGCACAGCCGCCGCUUCUCAGUCCAAACGCACAGACCCAUGUCCAGGUAAAUGCUGGACUCAGCCACAGUCAUAGCAUGCCACCACCCUACAAGGGCACCGCAGAAGACCUCAGCAAGGAGGAUGUCAUCUUCUUCUAAGCUUUGCUGUUCUCAGAUCAAGUGCUAGUAACAAGAAACAACAGUGUUUGAUGACACCAGUUACAGGCUCAUCCAUUACACCAAGCAUGAUAAUUUUAAGUUUGGCAUUCACAUUCAACUGGUAUUGAAAAAUAUCAUGACUUUUUAUUUAUAAGAAAUUCAAGUUUUCUUUCUAAACUUAAAUGGCCGAGUCUAAGAGGAAACAUUUGUGGAAACAAAUCCUCCUUGUGUGAAAAGGUUUGAAUGAAUUCUCAACAAUCCAAAGACAUUAGCUGCAAGAGCUAAAGGUAAUUUGAUACAAAGGAGCAAUGAAAGAGAAAUGGCCAGGAACAUGUCGGGAGGCUCAGCUCAGGCUGCUCAGUGAAGCAUGAAGAGCAAACGUACAGCACUGAAGCCAUGUAUUAACUGUUGUCUGCUUUUGGACCUGGAACCACAAAAAAGGCGAUUGAGCCGAGGCUCAGACAUGAUCCAGCUACUAAUGCGUGAGGUCCGUCUGCUUGAUGUUUCAUUUGCACAGUGUAAAUAUUCAUCCCUUCCAGUCUUAUGAAGGAACAUGUGCAUUCAGUGGCUGUUCUUUGGUCGAAUCGUUGUCAACAUUGUGAAAGUUGAUUGAAUGUGGUGUUGCUGUUCUCCUCCACCAUUGCUUUUGCAGACAGUGCACUGAGUCCAUUACAAUCUACCAUCAUGUUAAUACAAAAUAUAUAUGUAAUUAUUUUGCAGUAGUUGCCUCAAACAGCUAAUUAAGUCUGCCUACGUGACCCACACGUACAUAAUGGAGCGCUGUGUUGUACAUCUAUGUCUUAAUUAAUCUGAAAUGUCUUCAAUCAUAAAAUUAUUCCACUCAUUCUUUCUCCACAACUGCUUUUACCAGAACCUACACAUACAAAUCCAGUAAACUAUUAAGGGAUGUAGAGAUUUAUCGGUUGGAUCCGCUUCAGGCCGUGUUUUGAUGAUUGACGACACGACUCUCGUGUCUCGUGUACAGUUUGUCAGAGUGUUAGCGCUAGGUACGACGUGCGUCUAAAUGAAGAUGUCAGUUUGAAUUGUGGUCCUCAGGUCUCAGUGACGCUGUUUUAUUGAUCGCUGAUGGCAUUUCAUUAGCUGGGUCUUAAAUCUCUGUUCCUAACAGAAAAGCGUGUAACGGCCGCAGGAAAAAUCAAUGGUAGAGAUUUUAGUCUUUUAACUUUUAUUACAAAAGUAAUAUGAAAACAUGUCACGCGUUUGUUUUCGUUGUCUAUGACAAGCGUUUUGAUGUUGUCUUGAUCAGCUGAUCAUGAAUGUGAUUUUAAGCUAGUUUUAUGUAUAUUGUACAUAUUGUGUCACCGCUUCACCUCCUCAUCCUUUUAUUAAAACAGAUGAUGGGCAGAUACCAUGGUUCAAAGUUCAGCCGAACGUGUGUGUGUGUGUGCGCGCGCGUGCUGUACACUUGAAGUGCACAUACUUGGUUGUGUAUGUACAAUAUAGCGCCUUGCUAAACUCGUGGCAGUUUGUCUAAAUGAAUCAAAUGAAUGUGUGUGUGUGUAUUUAAUCUACUGAUCUCGUUGUAGCAUUGAAGUCGAAGUGCACUGUGCCGUCUUUCUUUCUGCGCCGCACGGUGAUGUUCAAGUCGAACAUCGGUCUAAAAGAUGAAAUCAUCUGCUCGUUUUCAGUCUGUUAAACCAAAGAGACUGGAUUUUUUUUCCCCGGGCUUGUGUGUGAAGGAGAAAUGACGCUGUGUGGUCGUCCACACAGUCAUUGCUUGUAAAAACAUCCUCCAGCGUGUGUGUCCAUAACAGAUGUGUUUACAGCACAUUGUAGACCAGCUCACAUCUUGCUCCAGGCCUAAUGCUGGGUUCUGCUGUGUGUUUCACCGCUUCACGUCCACUUCAGAUAUUUUUCCAUAUACACUCAUUAACGUGUUAUUAACAUGGAAGCCCAACAUUAAAUAAAGAGUUCCACUUACAGUGGCACAUCUUUUUUUCCAUGGCCACUGUUGCUGAAGAAACAAAGACCUCUGGGCUAUUAAUGUGCAUGUAAACACACUUUUGGUGGUUUUGAGAGGGUGGAAAGAUGAAGUGCUUUAGAUUAAGCUCUACUUACUGACUUACCUACAGUACUUAGUGUUUUCCCAGAGCUUUAAACCACUCUUCAUCAGCUGAGUCGGUGAUUAAGAGCCUAAAACUCAACAGGAGCAAGAAACCUGAAAAGUCACAUUGACAUCAGCAGCUGUGGUGAUUGUGUCAGACUCCUCCCUGAUGAAGCUUGUAUCAUCUGGUAAAAGGCAGCACAUUAACACUGACUUAGGAUUGGUUUGUGAAACUCUUAUUCCUAAGUUAUGGUCAUAACUUUGAUUUCUUUCUUUGCAUUUUGCUGUAGUGUCUCCUUAGUAUUACUCAACAAAGAAAGCUGGUGUAAGAGCACUUUAGUUGUGCUCCAGGUACGACUGUGAUGGGCCUCAGCGCUCGAAGGACGCUGCCUCUUUGUGACGUUGAAGUCUUAAAUGUUUGUUUUUGCUGGACUGAACCGUGUGUGUGUGUGUGUGUGUGUGUGUGUGUGUGUGUGUGUGUGUGUGUGUGUGUGUGUGUGUGUGUGUGUGUGUGUGUGUGUGUGUGUGUGUGUGUGUGUGUGUGUGUGUGUGUGUGUGUGUGUGUGUGUGUGUGUGUGUGUGUGUGUGUGUGUGUGUGUGUGUGUGUGUGUGUGUGUGUGUGUGUGUGUGUGUGUGUGUGUGUGUGUGUGCGCGCGCGCGCGCGCGCGCGCACUCCCACCAAAACAUGCAACAAACAUAUCUGACAAACAAGUUUUCAGUUGUGUUUUUCAUGCACACGCACGCUCAUGUACACGUACUGGACCUGUAAUGUGUAAAUAAUUGUGAAGAUAUUUUAUUUCCUCUGCCAAUUUUACACUAGUCACUUUGGAUAGUAGCAUACUUGAAGGGGAACAUGAAUGUUUAUAAUGCUUGUUGUUGUUAUUAUUAUUGUUGUUAUUAUUAUUAUUAUUAUUGCCUGUGAACUUUUACCAAGAGCUGUCUAAUGAUGUUUGUAGCACACAGCCAGACUGAUUUUUUUUUUUUUUUUGUAUCGUUGCAUUUAAUUCACUGCAAGUCAUUAGAACACAAACUGCUGCCUUAGAGAGAAUAUUUAGUAAUAAAAAAAAUCUUUUGAUCGUC